UGUAGUUUUCAGUGCACCUCCCCCCCCACCCCCGAGGGUGGGCAGGAGCAGAAGCCUGGGUGCCGCCUGCCCUCCUUCCUUCAUUUCCCAUCGUGCUGAGGCGGGUGGUAUGGCGGAGAAGGAUGACACCGGAGUUUGACGAAGAGGUGGUGUUUGAGAAUUCUCCACUUUACCAGUACUUACAGGAUUUGGGACACACAGAUUUUGAAACAUGUUCUUCUUUGCCACCCAAAACAGAAAAAUGCUUGCUCACAGAGGGUCCUCAAAUGCCUCCCACAAGAGUCCUACCAAAACAAGGCAUCCUGUUCAAACUGACAGAGACCGUCAAGAGCUGGGCUUCUUCCUCUCAGUAUAGUAAGAAGGAUCCCUUUCUCCACAAGUUGGAUACUGGAUUCCGACUGGACUCAUUACAUACCAUCCUGCAACAGGAAGUUCUGCUACAAGAGGAUGUGGAGCUAAUUGAACUACUUGAUCCCAGCAUCCUGUCUGCUGGGCACCCCCCACAGGAAAAUGGACACCUUCCAACACUCUGUUCCCUGGCAACUCCUAAUGUUUGGGAUGUCUCGCUGCUGUUUGCCUUCUUUAGUUUGCUCAUUAUGCUUCCCACUUGGUGGAUUGUGUCUUCCUGGAUGGUAUGGGGAAUAAUCCUAUUUCUUUACUUGAUCAUACGAGCUUUGAAAUUAUGGAGGACAGCCAAACUACAAAUGACUCUGAAAAAAUAUAGGGUCCGUUUGGAAGAUAUGGCCGCAAAUAGCCGAGCCUUCACUAACCUUGUGAGAAAGUCUCUGCGUCUUAUCCAAGAAACUGAAGUCAUUUCCAGGGGAUUUACUCUUUUGCUUGACAGGGUCAGUGCCGCUUGCUCGUUUAAUAAAGCUGGGCAGCAUCCCAGCCAGCAUCUCCUCGGCCUUCGGAAGGCUGUCUACCGAACUGCGAGGGCCAACUUUCAAGCUGCAAGGCUAGCUACCCUGUACAUGCUGAAAAACUACCCCCUGAACUCUGAGAGUGACAAUGUUACCAACUACAUCUGUGUGGUACCUUUUAAGGAGCUGGGGCUUGGCCUCGGGGAAGAACAGAUAUCAGAAGAGGAAGCUCACAACUUGACAGAUGGCUUCAGCCUGCCGGCCUUGAAGGUUUUGUUCCAACUCUGGGUGGCACAGAGUUCCGAGUUCUUCAGGCGCUUAGCCCUGUUACUUUCUACAGCUAACUCGCCUUCGGGGCCCUUACUUACUGAGGCUCUCUUGCCUCACCGAAUUCUAUCUGAUGUGACUCAAGGUCUACCUCAUGCUCACUCUGCCUGCUUGGAAGAGCUGAAGCGCAGUUACGAGUUCUUUCGGUACUUUGAAACUCAGCACCAGUCGGUACCCCAGCGUUUAUCCAGAACUCAGCAGAAGUCGAGAGAGCUGAAUAAUGUCCACACAGCAGUGCGCAGCUUACAGCUCCACCUGAAAGCCCUAUUAAAUGAAGUAAUAAUUCUUGAAGAUGAACUUGAAAAGCUUGUUUGCACUAAGGAAACACAAGAGCUGCUGUCUGAGGCUUAUCCGAUACUGGAACAGAAGCUAAGGCUCAUUGAGCCCCAUGUUCAGGCCAGCAACAGCUGCUGGGAAGAAGCCAUUUCUCAAGUAGAUAAACUGCUGCGGAGGAAUACAGAUAAAAAAGGCAAGCCUGAAGUAGUGUGUGAAAACCCACACUGCACUGCAGCGCCCUUGAUGCGGCCUACCCUGCACAUUGAGGACAGAGACCCCAUCCCUGAGGAACAGGAAUUAGAAGCGUAUGUGGAUGACAUAGACAUAGAAAGUGAGUUCCGAAAGGAGGAUUUGUAUCACCUGUCUCGAGAAGACAAAGAGAGACAGAAGCGUGAGCAGGAAGAGUCCAGGAGGGUGCUGCAGGAGUUGAAAUCUGUGCUGGGACUGAAAGCUUCCGAGGCAGAAAGGCAGAAGUGGAAGCAGCUUCUGUUCAGUGAGCACGCUGUGUUGAAAUCCUUGUCUCCUGUAGACCCAAUGGAAUCUGUAAGUAAUUCAGAAACACCCAUGAAUUCAGAUACAGGAAAAGUCGAUAGGAAUGGUACUGAAGAGGAAGAUAGUAAGCCCUCUACACAUGACCUUGAAAGAAAUAGGACUGAGUUUGUGUGUGAUGGCCCUCCUGAGGGUGAAGAUAAAGACACUUCUGAAAAUGAAGCCUUCCUCGAAGGAACUGAAGAAAGAAGGUCCUACCAGUGUGAGAGCCGGGCUGAGUCUCCUCAAGCUGCUGCCGCCGCCGCCGCCGGAGCCUCUGCCCCUCCAACUCCCAGGGACUCCCUACAGCUCUCCAUUAAGCAGAGGCUUGCCCGACUGCAGUUGUCACCAGAAUUCACCUUCACUGCUGGCCUGGCUGCGGAAGUGGCUGCCAGAUCUCUGUCGUUCACCACCAUGCAGGAACAGACUUUUGGCGAUGAGGAGGAGGAACAGAUAGUGGAAGGAAGCGAAAACGAGCUGGAAGAAAAAUAGAAGCCACGAUGCAGUGAUUUUCGGUUGUUCUUUUCACAAAAGUGUUUUCGCUUCGAGACUGGAAAGGGAAAUGAGUGCGUGUUUACUCAAUAUAAAGCUAAGAGUGGAUUUACAGGGCAAUUGUUGCUUUGAAGCCCUGACCUGUGUUAGUAGAUACCUGUGUAGGCAGGUCUUUUAGGAAUAGGAGAGGGAGGUAAGGGCAUUUUCGAAUAAACUGCUGUUAUAUUUAUGGCACAAUUGAUAAUCUUGGCAAUCCUUCAAGUACUUUUAAUAAGAAAUGAAUUUAUCCUUUUUUUGCCAAACUUUGCUGCCAUAAGGUAUCUAGGAUGAUUGCAAAGCAUAAACAUUUAUGAGCUCUUUCUACUCUGUCCUUUGCAGGGUGUAACUGCAGCGAUCAUGUUAAUAUAUUGCUCAUAUUUUAUUUUGUUUAUACCACUCCUAAAACAAAGAUACAGGUUCUGAAUAAAAGAUUUAAUUGCUAAAA
This is a messenger RNA of Phodopus roborovskii (desert hamster), 2967 nucleotides long. It is a transcript of the gene Vezt, whose product is annotated as vezatin, adherens junctions transmembrane protein. The record is from RefSeq and is a predicted model, not a curated record. Gene Ontology annotation, biological process: cell-cell adhesion. Lineage: Eukaryota; Metazoa; Chordata; Mammalia; Rodentia; Cricetidae. The transcript has 12 exons. The coding region runs from base 123 to 2483 and encodes 786 amino acids. Gene Ontology annotation, molecular function: myosin binding. Gene Ontology annotation, cellular component: plasma membrane.